Amphiprion ocellaris (clown anemonefish) is the source of this 4559-nucleotide messenger RNA. It is a transcript of the gene dyrk4, whose product is annotated as dual-specificity tyrosine-(Y)-phosphorylation regulated kinase 4. Gene Ontology annotation, molecular function: ATP binding; protein serine/threonine/tyrosine kinase activity; protein serine/threonine kinase activity. Gene Ontology annotation, biological process: peptidyl-serine phosphorylation; peptidyl-threonine phosphorylation. The record is from RefSeq and is a predicted model, not a curated record. The transcript is spliced from 14 exons. NCBI's taxonomy places the organism in Eukaryota, Metazoa, Chordata, Actinopteri, Pomacentridae. The coding region runs from base 343 to 2247 and encodes 634 amino acids. Gene Ontology annotation, cellular component: nucleus.
GAAGAAAGCAGCGGAAUGCAGCCUUAUAUGAGCAGAUGAUGCAACGACGGCAAGGCUAGAGUCCAGGGGAGAGCUGUGAACAACCACAGGAAGCUCUGCACUAAGAAUUCAGCCCAAUUUUCUGGAUUAUUUUUUACACAUCUAAAGGAGCUCAUGGGAGUGAUAGCUGAAGUUCACAGCAUCACAGAGCUGUGAGGUUGGAGAAUGUUUUAUCAAAAGGAGCAGCAUCUAGACUAAAAACUACAGGAAAUGCAGGCCUGGUGUCAUCAUCAUCUGGAAGUGGUGUGUAGUGGCUGAGGUGGGCUCCAGGGUGUGGUCGAGGCAGCAUGGGGCAGAUGUGCUAUGUGGGAAGACAGGAGCUCACCUGCCUGCUGUGGUUUUAGCCUCCUCCAGGGCUGCUGCUGGGGCAGGAACAGGAGGGUCCAACCGGAGACAUCACGACCGGAGGCCUUCCCUCACCCUCACAGACUCCCAGCAGAAGGCAACCGGAUCGGAACCAACCGACCCUGUUCACAGAAGUUCAGCUCUGGUGUGGGAACUCUGCCUCAGCUGGAGCCACCGGUGGUCCAGGUGGUGGUCAGCAAUGCCAAAAAUCAGCACCAGCAGUCGGACAACAUCCUGCCCCAAAUCGCCAACAAAGGGGGUCAGAACAACUAUCAGACGGACGAGAGACCGAAGCCAACACCGCAGUUUGCCAUGCGCUUCGGUGCAGCUAUGGAUAGAGUGUCCGUCUCCCGCAACAGCAAGAUCUUCAGCAACAAGCUGGAGAAAGAGAGAGCAUACGAGGGCCAGAGGUUACCCAUGUCGCCCAUAGAGGCGCUCAAGAACUUCCAGGACCGGCUGACGGAGUUUGAGCAGGAGGAGAUCAUGGACUAUGCAGAGAUCUGGUUCAUGGGUCUGGGCUCCCAGAAGAUCGAGGGUUCCCAGGGAGCGCCACAGAACUCCGGAUACGACGACGAGCAUGGGAGCUACAUCAGGGUGCUGCACGACCACAUUGCCUACAGGUUUGAAGUCCUCGAAGUGAUUGGAAAAGGCUCCUUUGGUCAGGUCCUGAAAUGUCUGGACCACAAGAACAACGAACUCGUAGCAAUUAAGAUGAUUCGCAAUAAGAAAAGGUUUCAUCACCAGGCUCUGGUGGAGCUGAAGAUCCUGGACGUCAUAAAGAGGAAAGACAAAGACAACCUCCACAACGUCAUCCACAUGAAGGAGUACUUCUACUUCCGGAAUCACCUCUGCAUCUCCUUUGAGCUGCUGGGAGUGAACUUGUACGAGCUGAUCAAAAAAAACAACUUCCAGGGCUUCAGUCUGGCUCUCAUCCGUCGGUUCGCUCAUGCUCUGCUCAGGUGCCUCCAGAUGCUCCACAGGGAGAAGAUCAUCCACUGUGACCUCAAGCCGGAGAACAUCCUGCUGUCUCAGAAAGGACCAGGGAACAUCAAGGUGGUCGACUUUGGAUCGAGCUGCUACGAACAACAACGAGUCUACACCUACAUCCAGAGUCGCUUCUACCGCUCCCCGGAGGUCAUCCUGGGUCACCCCUACAGCAUGGCCAUCGACAUGUGGAGUCUGGGCUGCAUCCUGGCCGAGCUCUACACCGGCUACCCGCUGUUCCCCGGAGAGAGCGAAGUGGAGCAGAUAGCUUGCAUAAUGGAGGUUCUUGGAAUGCCUCCAAAUGAUUUUGUCCAGUCGGCAUCAAGGAGGAGGUUGUUCUUUGACUCAAAAGGAAACCCGAGGAACAUCACAAACAGCAAGGGAAAGAAGCGCAGACCCAACUCCAAGGAGCUGUCAGCUGCACUGAAAACUAACGAUGCUCUGUUCCUGGAUUUCAUCAAAUGCUGCCUCACUUGGGAUCCAACUAAGCGUAUGACUCCUGAUGAGGGGCUUCAGCACGAGUGGAUCCUGGAAGGAAACUUCAACAAAGUCAGGCCCAGAACGAAGCCUCCAGUGAAGAAGACCUCUGACAGUUCGACCAACACAGACAAACAGACUAAGUCUGGGGAGAAGGUCGGCUCGGAAAGCAACGACAAGAUGAAGAGGGACAGUUCGGAAACGGGGACGAAGAUGGCCCCAGCCGAGCGUCUGCGGCCCAUCGGGGCCUCGGCGGAGGAGGAGGUGUGCGAAAGUGAGGGGAAGCAGCAGGAAUUCAACGGAGAGAGGCCUGUUCACAUCAUCAUCCAGCCCAAGGAGGACGUGGACAUGGAAAGGAACGACAGCCAGGAACCGAGCCAGUGUUUGCCUCCGAUCAUGUAACCGACGAGUUGUGAACUAAACGUUGCACUGGAUAAAAUGCCCCUGUCAAAGCAAGAAAAAGAACUUAUUUCAAGGAACUUUUACCUUGAAAUAAGUGAAAAAUCUGCCAAUAGAACAACUGAAAAAUGGUUUGGUAAGCUUUCUUGAAAUCAGAUAUGAUAUUUAGAAUAUUGAGAUCUUAAAAUUAGCCGGGAAAACUUAUUUUAAGCUCUAUCUCACCAGGAUUGUCAAGCUUAGGUGUCUUUAAAUAAGCCAGAUAUGCUAUAAAAAAAGAAGCAGUUUUUCACUCAAAAAUAGAUUUUUAUUUUCAUGUAACCUCCUAGUUUGAGAUGUAUUAACCCUCCUGCUGUCUUCAUUUACAUUGUUUCCUUGUCUAAAAAAAAAAUCCAACAAUUCAGCAAAAAAAUUCCCCAAAUUUCUGAAAAUUUGCAAAAUCUUCAGGAAGAAAAUUUCAAUAAUUCCUUCAAAGUUUCCCUUAAAAGUUUCAUUUGAAAAAAAAAUCCCCCAAAUUUGGCAAGAAAAUUCUUGUAAAUAUUUUCAAAAAAUGAGUAAAGAUCUUCCAAAAAAUCCUAAAAAUAUCUAAAAUGAUUACAAAAUGAUUACAUAUAUAUCAGUAAAACUUCUAAUAUUUUCUUUAAGAACGUUCACAUAAAAAUCCACCAAAAUCCAGCGAAAUUUGCUGAAUUUUGGUUGAUUUUUUGUGAAUGUUCUUAAGAAACAUUUUUAACAUUUAUUUUUUCCACCAAAAAAUGUUCAAAGAUUUCCAAAAAAUGUUGAAAAUGUGGACAUCAGAAGUUUCACUGUGAAAAUAUAUAUUUUUUUCCACAUUUUCAAACUUUAAAACGGGUCAAUUUUGACCUGCAGGACGACACGAGGGUUAAACUUAUUUUGAGUUUUCUUGUAAAAUUCAACUCAAAAUAAGUUAAUUUCAAGAUUGUUUGACUUAACAAGAUAUUUAAGAUGCAUUGUCUUAAAACAAGUCCCUCCAUCUGCUGAAAUGUCACUUGUUAAGUGAAUUUAUCUUAAAUCAAGUGGGAUGAGACAUUUUGACUAAAAAUAAGACAUAUAGACUUGGUAAGAUUUAGAGUUUUUGCAGUGUGAUGUAUGAGGGAGGCACACUGAUCAUCAGUAAGGUGGGGCAUCUUCUAUGUGUUGUUUUAGGUAUGCAGUCAUAGCAUUUUAUUUUUGUUCUGUAAAACUUUGAGUUUUUAUGACGGUGAAGUCGAUCAACCAGUUGUAUUUUUUUUACUGAAGUUAAGAUGCAGUUUUUUGGCAGGCAGAGACACCAAACUGAUGUUAGCUUCAAAGCACAGCGUUUAGUUUCUGCUCUGUAUUAUUUACUGGAUCCAAUCUUUGCUGUGCAUUGAAAGUCUCUGAUAAACAGGUUUUACAUCUCACAGUUUCCACAGUAAACAAAAACAUCGUAGCCGGUUUCAAAAAGUGCAUGAGUAGAAAACAAAGAUCAAACAUGUUAGCGCUUUUUAUGCUUUUCUUUUAGACAUUUUAGCCUAAUUUUACUUUGAUAAUGGUGAAAGAUUUGAUGUAUCGUGUGCAAUAAAGGCUGAGCCAAAUGUUGUUUUUUUAAACUUACGAUAAAGAAAUUAUUGUCAUGUACUUUUUAACUGUAGGAUGAAGUUGAUGACAUGCUGAUUAUUCAUUAUUUCACUUAUUUAUUGUGGGAUAUCCUGUGUUUCAUAUUUAUUUAACAAUUUAACUCAACUACCAAAAAAGUGUAUUUGUAAUAGAAUUUAUUGUAUAUAUUUCUGCUGUAAUUUCUUAUACAUGUGAACUACAGAACAUAUUUUAAGAAAAAUAUUUCAGAUACGUGUUGAGGAUUUAGACAAGGUUUUACUUGUUGUGUUGUUACUGUAUGAGAAUAUUUUGUAUGUCUGUGUUAUUCCUAAUAUUUUUUAUAUUAGACAGACAAUCCUGUUAUUGAUAGUUUGUGCCUUGCAGUAUUAGAAAUAUUGCACUUUAUUAUUGUGUGCGUACGCCCGGAUUGGAAAGCGUUACAUCCUCACCUGACAUGACUUCACACUCCCCCGCCAGGAUCCCUUUAUUUAACACAAACACAUCUCAUCUGAUGUUUGCAGAACAGAAUGAAACACAAAACGCGCUUUUAUAACCGAUUUGUUUUUUUUAGUCGCCAACAGAGCUCUGACUUAAACUGAAGAUAGAACUGUGUCCUCACUAUGUAUGUAUUAGAGAAGCAAGCAGAGAUCCCAGAGGGGUGGAUUGUAGCUGAAAUAUGAAGAGUCAAGAAAAGUCAUUUUUAUGUCUUUUAUCAUGAAAUUAAAAGUUGUUUCAAAGAC